Molecule: messenger RNA, 1221 nt
Organism: Seminavis robusta
Lineage: Eukaryota; Bacillariophyta; Bacillariophyceae; Naviculales; Naviculaceae
Source: the annotation of a GenBank genome assembly
AUGACAGUAGCAGUAGCAUCCGGCAUGGACGUGGAUUCCAGCAACAGCGGCUUGGCCAAGUACUAUUCGUCCAAGAUUGUCGAGCUUCGAGAGACGGUCCAAGAACGCGAAUCGGAUCUGCAGCGUUUGAAAGCUCGACGAAAUGAACUGAACGCCAAAGUCCGAAUGCUGCGCGAGGAAUUGUACCAUUUGCAAGAGCCCGGCAGCUACGUGGGUGAAGUCGUCAAAGCCAUGGGGCAGAACAAGGUGCUGGUCAAAGUCCAUCCCGAGGGAAAGUACGUGGUGGAUCUGGACAAUAUCGAUAUCAACGAGAUGCAGCCCAACACCCGAGUUGCCCUCCGCAAUGACUCGUACACACUGCACAAGAUUCUCCCCACCAAGGUGGAUCCAUUGGUCAGUCUCAUGAAGGUAGAAGCUGUGCCAGACUCCACCUAUGACAUGAUUGGAGGACUAGAGAAACAGGUCAUGGAAAUCAAGGAAGUCAUUGAAUUGCCCAUCAAACAUCCAGAGCUGUUCGAGUCGUUGGGAGUGGCUCAGCCCAAGGGAGUCCUGCUCUAUGGACCCCCAGGAACGGGCAAAACACUACUGGCCCGUGCCGUGGCCCAUCACACCGAUUGUACCUUUAUUCGUGUCAGUGGAGCCGAAUUGGUACAAAAGUACAUUGGAGAGGGUAGUCGCAUGGUCCGUGAGUUGUUUGUCAUGGCGCGUGAAGCCGCUCCCAGUAUCAUUUUCAUGGAUGAAAUUGAUUCCAUUGGGUCUUCUCGGGGCGGAGGUGAAGGCGGAGGCGGCGGUGGCGACUCGGAAGUCCAACGUACCAUGUUGGAAUUGCUCAAUCAACUCGAUGGCUUUGAACCCGCACAAAACAUCAAGGUCAUUAUGGCCACCAAUCGUAUUGAUAUCUUGGAUUCGGCGUUGCUACGACCCGGACGAAUCGACCGAAAGAUUGAAUUCCCCAAUCCAAAUAUCGAGAACCGAAAAGCCAUUAUGAAGAUUCACUCGCGCAAGAUGAACUUGCUCCGAAAUAUCGAUCUCACGUCCAUUGCGGAAAAAAUGAAUGCGGCCAGUGGAGCCGAGUGUAAGGCCGUCUGUACGGAAGCGGGUAUGUUUGCGCUUCGAGAACGACGGGUGCACGUCACACAAGAGGACUUUGAAAUGGCAGUGUCCAAGGUAAUGAAGAAAGAGGGGGAUUCCAAUGUCAGUUUGCAACGAUUGUGGAAGUAA